Molecule: messenger RNA, 1402 nt
Organism: Desarmillaria tabescens
Lineage: Eukaryota; Fungi; Basidiomycota; Agaricomycetes; Agaricales; Physalacriaceae
Exons: 2
Coding region: 23-1402 (459 amino acids)
Source: RefSeq, a predicted model, not a curated record
GCCAGCUCUUCGAAAUCGACCAAUGCCCCACAGGAAAGGUGUACAGUUCGGCAGUUUUACCACCUUUCCUAUUCCGUGCCAUGGGCUAGUAGAUCCUAAUCACGUUCCGAGAUUCAUACCUCGCCAUCGUACACGCUUUCCUACUCAAUCUAUCCUACGGAAGGUUCAAGCACAGGCUGCGCGGCUUCACGAGACUCCUGCAAUUAUUGACAAGCAUGGUACAGCGUUCGGAUCAUCCUUAACAAAUUGCUCUCGAUCGUAUCCGUACCCCCGUCGGGGUUCAACGGUGGCAUCAUUGUACAAGCCAUGGUCGGAGUCUCACCACCGGCAUGCUUCCAGUUCGGGAUCGCGUCAGACACAUCGACGCGCUGCAUUCUCCUUCGGAAAGGUCAAGUUAAAUGCCGAUGGAGAGCCAUGGAUUGAUCCUCAAGGGGGAUGGCAACCUCCCCCGAACCCGUGGUUAGAGCCGGAGCAAGAGUCAAAUGUUCAGGCAGGCACCUCCGACGACAACAAUUGGGAAUGGGACCAGAACGAGAAAAGGUGGACCAAUCCGCGAGGACGGUGGCAUAAUACUCGGAAUGGCUGGCAGUGGCAGUGGAAUCAAACCUCAGGUAGUAGUCAUGAACCAGCGACUCAGCCAACCCUGCAUCUCACUCCUGUCGAACUAUCUCCUCUCCCGGUCGUCGCGACAAGACCUUCUCAUCGAAAGAGAGCUUCUCUCGAUCUAAAAUCUUCCCAGCCGGUAGAACUCUUCAAUGUGACCCCACACAAGUCCAAAUCCUCGUCAAAGGAGCGGCCCAAAAGUGACUCGUUUGACCUCAGAAGCCUUGCUUCCUCACUUCUUCAGGCCCCUUCCUACCAGCUUCACACGGACCUGAUGACUGUUCAACCGCUUCUCUGGUCCAUCCUCGAUGUGCCUUCCCAAAGAACAGUGUCUCUGCUCUCAUGUAUUAGUUCCGGAGCUGGUCCAAGGCUCGACGUACCGACAUGCCUGGGCGCGACGGAAGUCGUCGUACAUUCACACCCUAGGUUCUCCAAGAUACACUUCGAACACUCUCCCACGAUACAAGAACUGCUCGAAGGAAUACGUGGCUACUUCUAUGCCAGGAUCAGCAAGAAGAGAACGAAGACUUUGACUAUGGACGAUCGGAACACGAUUUUCGCUGCCAAGUCCAAGCGUAUGUUUCUGCGCGGCUCUGGAGAGGUUGAGGAUGAUUUAAGAGUCGAUUUAUUGGACGGUUACGUGAUGUUCAAUGGCCUGAAGGUGCUGAGCCACGACGUGAGUGGAAAGGUAGAGGAUGGCAUUGGAACUUCGAAGAGAGAAACGAUGGGAUUGGCAUAUGACUUAUCAGAGAUGAGCUGGCACCAUUCUCUUACGACUAUCACGAUAUUCAAGGCAUAA